GUGUGGAAAUCAGGAGGUCAUCUGUUACCUGAAAGUUUGAUUCUGACUAUGAAGCCUCGAAAAUCGAAACUCAAUUCAUAUAAAAAUCGGCAAGAGUAGAGAGGAGUUGGAUAACUCCACAUUUUUCAAUCUUGUUAGUCCUUUCACCUUGCUAAUACGAAAUGUGUGAAUCCUGAUGCUAACUCUGUGGAGUAGGAGAAGAAACUACCUCAAGUUAAGGUGAGACCCAGGCCUGAAAAGGGGAAAUCGCUCUGGAGUUGGCUCAAAAACAAGAUUUUUCGUAGAGAAGGAAGGCAAAUAUGUUCAGAACAUGUGAAGCACCAGAUUUUUCGUAGAGAAGGAAAGCAAAUAGGUUCAGCACAUGUGGAGCACCAGCAACAGAUCAAUAUCAGUGAUGGGAUUAUAUAUGGCAGUGGUUUUAAAAACCGAAUAUUGGAAUAAAAACAAACUUUCCAUCACCUUUUUAGAUAUGUUGUUUCCAUGUUAAAAAAUACUCCGUAAUUUGAAUUCUUGUAUUUGUGUGGUUCUUGCAGACACGUCCCAUCAAUGAAGUAAGGAAUCGUUAUAUGGUUUCUUCUUACAAGGCGAACCAUCUUGAUGCCUAUUCGGAAAUUAGACUGGUGAUUGGAGAUGGGGAGUGUUUCUACAGGAGCUUCAUAUUUUCCUACCUAGAGCAAGUUAUUGAUAGGCAGGACACAGAUGAGGAGCAUCGUCUCCUUGAUGUUGUUGAAAGAAUGUCUGUGCAGCAUGCAAAUCUUGGAUGGAACUCUGAGUUUUCCAGGACCAGCAGAGCAUUUAAGGAGCUGAUUGAGAAAGUAAUGAGAUGGAAGGGCACGGAAUCAACUAGCAGUUGCCGUAAAGAGGAACUUCUCCAGUUCUUCAGCACGUAUGAUGAGACGCAAGACAUUUUUGCUUUCCUCAGAUUACUAGUAGCUAUCCACAUAUGCUCGCACAGUGAGGAUUAUGUACCGAAUAUACCAGAGGUCGACCAAGGAAAUUGCAGUCUGGAAGUUUGGUGCUUCGAGCAGGUCAUUCCAGCUCGUGUGGACGCGGACCAUGUUAUGUUGGUGGCUUUGGCCACAGCGCUUGAGGUCCCCCUCAGAGCGGAAUCAUUCCAACAAGGAUAUGCUCGAGAUAUCUACACUGGUCCUGGAUUUCCCCGUCCGAGUGUGACCCUGCUGUACACGGGAAAUCACUACAACAUCAUCUACCCACGUGCUCCUUCUGCUGAGAGUUCAAGUCAUCAGGCUUCCAAGAGAGAAGAUCCUGCUGAUCAGAGUUCAAGUCAUCAGGCUUCCCAGAGAGAAGAGCCUGCUGGUCAGAGUUGAAGUCAUCAGGCUUCCUAGGGAUAACAUGCUGCUGAUCAGAGUUCAAGUCAAGAGACUUCCUAGAAAGAACAUCCUGCUGAUCAGAGUUGAAGUCAACAGAUUUUGCCGGAUUAAAGUUGAGGUGGGCUGCUGCCGUUGAAUGAGAGUGUUGCUGAGUUUAGUUGUAUAGGGUUAGAGUAGAUGCACCGAUGAAGUUGGGGUAGGCAUAGGAUAUACUUACUUGUGCAUCCUUCUUCUGUUGGCUGGUAUAAGGUGAACAUCCUUCUGCUGCUGAUGAAUACAGUAAUGAAGCAGAUAGCCAUAUACUUGUGCAUUCUUUCUGGUGCCACUGGAUUGAUCAAUUGGCACAUAUACAAGGAUGAAUGCAAUCGCUUAAUUAGUUUCCGUGAUUGGUUUAUUUGUGA
Messenger RNA from Triticum dicoccoides, 1732 nucleotides. Its product is annotated as ubiquitin thioesterase OTUB2-like. Gene Ontology annotation, molecular function: cysteine-type deubiquitinase activity; ubiquitin binding. Bases 567 to 1328 code for a protein of 253 amino acids. Gene Ontology annotation, biological process: protein K48-linked deubiquitination. Gene Ontology annotation, cellular component: nucleus. The transcript is spliced from 9 exons. The record is from RefSeq and is a predicted model, not a curated record. NCBI's taxonomy places the organism in Eukaryota, Viridiplantae, Streptophyta, Magnoliopsida, Poales, Poaceae.